GAGGCCCGGCCCGGCAUGGUGCCCAGGUCCUACCUCUCUGAGUUAUUUCAUUGAAGCGCACUCUACGUUCUCCAUUGAAGCGUUCUCCGUUGAAUCUAAUUCUUGUAUCCCCCAUUGAAGCAGCUUCUAAGGUCUAUGGAUUCUGCAGACACUCUUCUUUGUUUCACAGAGUCUCUUAAAGCCUUCUUAGAUAAAGAUAAUUUUAAUGGUGCUCUACAGUUUGUCGUAGACCACAUCUUUCGAUGCAUGGAAGAAAAUGGUGAGGCGACUAAGGGAACAAGUCUUGUUGUUGUCCUGAAUACUGUUGCCUCUGAUUUUCCAAAGUUGAACCUACCCUCAAAUCCGUUGCAUAGACUAGAGUGUUUGGUCAACAACCUGCUUUCAAAUGGCAUGGUAGUAGAUGCCCUAAAGCUCACUAGUGCACCGUAUCCGUCUGCGUUAACUGUUCCUGUUUUGGAGCUCAAGCUGAGAAUAAUUUUCCAUGAACAAAAUAUGGAGGAGUUUUGGAAGAUUUUUCGGGCUUGGGAAGUCCACAACAUGUAUGCAUAUGCAGAAACUACACUUAUUUUGGGGACGAGCUUUAUGAAUUUAGAAGAUGAAGGAUAUCUGGAGAAGUCUAUUGACUAUUUUAGCAAAGGGAUUUCUAUGGCUAAAAUUCAUGAACAACAAUCUUUGUUAGAAAAAUUGGAACAGCAGCUAUGUGAGGCAGAAAAAAAGAAGGUUAAAUUUCAGCAAGCUUUCGAGGAAGCAAAUAGACAUGAAAGAGAACUCUUGGAUGAAGAGGCCAGGAUCGCGGCGGAGGCGGGAAAAAGGGAGAAGAAACGAGAAAAGAAACGAGAAAAGAGGAAAGGAAAACAAGUUGCUGAAGGGUCCAAGAAAGCUGUGGAGACCAAAGAUGAGGGGACCAAAGAUGAGGGGACCAAAGAUGAAGGGACCAAAGAUGAGGAGACCAAAGAUGAGGGGACCAAAGAUGAGGGGGGUACAGGGGAAAUCAUACCUUUGGUUGAGGAAAGAAGACCUCGGAAUUUCGAGAUUCCUUUUUCUGUUACUAUGGAGUCAGCUGAAGAUUCUUUUGUAGGGUGUAUAAGGACUAACACCACUGGAGUCCAAAAAUCAUUUAUUGUAGUUGACCAAUCACAGAUAAACUACUUUCAGGAUCUUGUUUAUCUAUGUCUCAGGCAUGAGACUCUGUUGAAGGUUGACCAAAGUUUUAUGGAUGAAGGUAGAUAUUUUCUUGUGACAAGUGAGAAUGUAUGCACCAUUUACUGCUUUUUUAAGCGUAAACUUUGCAUAAUUUCUCCUGAAUCAAAUAAAGUAUGGUGGAAUGCUAUAAAAGAUUCAUUUUGGAAAGUAUUCAGAGGCGUGAUUCGAGGGUUGAUGUAUUUGUUCGACAAAGACAAAGCCUGCGGGAAUUUAGUGUUUAAUUCUGUUGUCAAUUCUGAAGGGGAAGGCAGAAUUCUGCCAUAUAUGGCUUCGGGGAAACAAAAACAGGACUUGGUACAGCUAGUAGAUUUAAUGCAGAGUGUUAUCAAACUUGCUGUUCCCGACCAAAGCGAUAUUUCUUUUCUUCCCGAUCAUUUGAAACAGUUUUUUGACAAUGUCACACAAUUUCAUGGGUCCUGUCCAUUGGAGAUUGUUAUUGAUCACCCGUAUUUUUGGAAUACGGCGGAAAAAAUCAGCUUUACCUUCAAAUUGAGAGAGUUGGUUAAGCAGAAUCCUAAUCCUUUUUUAUUGUAUCUUAAUAAAAAUGAAUUAUACCAAGACUGGUGGGAUAGUCUUCAACAUGUAUAUAAAAAACUUUUUGAAAAUGCGAAAAAGCGCAAGAGGAUUAUCAAAGCAUACCGGAAUGCUAUUGAUAUUGUCCGAUUUUAUGGAGCAGUUUAUACUCAUAUAAAUGAGUUGGAGUACAAACAAGAUCGAAAUAACAAGAGAUUUAGUGAUGAAAAGAUCGAGUCAGAUUUGGCAGGUUUUUUUCCAGAUUUUUAUGUAGACAUGUUUUCGGUCUUGUGCUCGUGCUACCAGAAUAAUGUGGUCAUAACCAAUGACAGUCUGAGGGGUUUAUCCACGGUUCAUUCUUUCAGAGGGAAGUAAAAGGAGCAGGAUUCUGCCACGAGUGGUGAGUUAUUCUUGUACUCCCAAGGAAGCUGUUGCUGUGACAACUGCAAUCCAAGAGGAGAUAUUCUUAGAAAUAGGUGUUGUUUGUGGUUUAAAAAUAGACUUAUCUAUGUCCUUCGGCAUUUGAAGGGUUGUUGACUUGCCGUACACUCGUACUUUGUUGAUCCGUUAUUGGUAUCUGGCGUUGAGGACUUAUUUAGUGUUUGAUAAAAUGUUUAUGCACCGUUAACAAUUGGACAUUAAUGUUUUUGGACUUCAAAUUUUCUUAUGUAAUUUGUACUUUGUUGCAAUUAGCCAAUUAGUUUGUAUAUUGAAGGUUGUGUAUAAUUUUAUUAUGUAAUAUGAAAAUUAGUUGUUGGACAAUAAUUUUAGGUUUAU
This is a messenger RNA of Chenopodium quinoa (quinoa), 2493 nucleotides long. RefSeq lists its product as uncharacterized. Lineage: Eukaryota; Viridiplantae; Streptophyta; Magnoliopsida; Caryophyllales; Amaranthaceae. The record is from RefSeq and is a predicted model, not a curated record. The transcript has 14 exons. The coding region runs from base 136 to 2091 and encodes 651 amino acids.